AUGUUACUCUUCCAGCAAAAGGAAACAGAAAGAGAAGGAAAACCUGAAGACACCAUCUAUCUAUCUAUCUAUCUAUCUAUCUAUCUAUCUAUCUAUCUAUCUAUCUAUCUAUCUAUCUAUCUAUCUCAGUCUGUUCAUUAUCUAUCUAUCUAUCUAUCUAUCUAUCUAUCUAUCUAUCUAUAUUUCCGUUUGUUUUACUUGUUUCUAUCUAUCUAUAUAUAUUUCCGUUUGUUUGCUUGUUUCUAUCUAUCUAAAUAUGUUCAUUAUCUAUCUAUCUAUCUAUCUAUCUAUCUAUCUCGAUCUGUUUAUAUCUUUCUCGAUCUGUUCAUAUCUAUCUAUCUUAUCUAUCUAUCUAUCUAUCUAUCUAUCUAUCUAUCUAUCUAUCUAUCCAUCUCAGUUUGUUUACUUGUUUCUUUCUAUCUAAAUACGUUCAUUAUCUAUCUAUCUAUUUAUCUAUCUCAAUCUUUUCAUUCUAUCUAUCUCCGUUUGUUUGCUUUUUCUAUCUAUCUAUCUAUCUAUCUAUCUAUCUAUCUAUCUAUCUAUCUAUCUAUCUCAAUGUGUUCAUAUCUAUCUAUCUAUCUAUCUAUCUAUUUUCGUUUGUUUGCUUGUUUCUAUCUAAAUAUGUUCAUUAUCUAUCUAUCUAUCUAUCUAUCUAUCUAUCUAUCUAUCUAUCUAUCUAUCUAUCUAUCUUAA
Messenger RNA from Acanthosepion pharaonis, 693 nucleotides. NCBI's taxonomy places the organism in Eukaryota, Metazoa, Mollusca, Cephalopoda, Sepiida, Sepiidae. The record is from the annotation of a GenBank genome assembly.